Messenger RNA from Alosa sapidissima (American shad), 3420 nucleotides. It is a transcript of the gene lrrc1, whose product is annotated as leucine rich repeat containing 1. The coding region runs from base 480 to 2057 and encodes 525 amino acids. Gene Ontology annotation, cellular component: postsynaptic density; postsynaptic membrane; adherens junction. Gene Ontology annotation, molecular function: protein binding. The record is from RefSeq and is a predicted model, not a curated record. Gene Ontology annotation, biological process: neurotransmitter receptor transport postsynaptic membrane to endosome; neurotransmitter receptor transport, endosome to postsynaptic membrane. Lineage: Eukaryota; Metazoa; Chordata; Actinopteri; Clupeiformes; Clupeidae. The transcript has 14 exons.
AGCUAGGAAUCGUGACGUCAGAUUGGAAUGAGGGAGUGAAUGUUCCGGGUCAGAAACUGGACUGAGAGGAAAUUAACACUAGGACAAGAAAAAACACGAAUCACUAUCUAACUCAACAGAGAUGUAACAGUCUACGAAAGAAGAUUUAAGAAAUCCAUUCAACAUUCCAGAUGCGAUGUAGAAAGAUGGACAAACAGGCGACAUCUACUUAUUAAAGUACUUUAAGUGAGGUGGACUACGACGUUGUAUUCCAUGUUUCUUUGCAAUAUAUCCAGCUAAGCCUGGGUAGUAGGUUUCGUUGUGAGAUUGCAUUUAACAUUGGCGUGGGCCGUCACAACGUCUACCUUUAGCCGGCAAGCGAGCGCGAAAACGGCGAACUUGGGUAUCCUAGUUUGUCUACUUGCUCCAUCCAGAUUUGCGUUCCUCAGCGGUGGACUAUUUUACUGUACGGAUUUAGCCAGAGCGAGGAUCAGACCGUGAUGUUUCACUGUAUACCCCUGUGGCGGUGUAACCGUCACAUUGAAUUGAUCGAUAAGCGCCACUGCUCCCUGUUGUACGUCCCUGAUGAGAUCUACCGCUACAGUCGGAGUUUGGAGGAGCUUUUGCUGGACGCCAACCAACUCCGAGACUUGCCUAAGCAAUUCUUCCAGCUGGUGAAACUACGAAAACUUGGGUUGAGUGACAAUGAAAUCCAGAGACUUCCACCAGAAAUAGCCAACUUCAUGCAGCUCGUAGAACUCGAUGUGUCUCGAAAUGACAUCAUGGAAAUCCCUGAAAGCAUUUCAUACUGUAAAGCUCUCCAAGUAGCUGACUUCAGUGGAAACCCACUAACAAGAUUGCCAGAAAGUUUUCCAGAGUUGAGGAAUUUAACUUGCCUCUCCAUCAAUGAUAUUUCUUUGCAGACCUUGCCAGAAAACAUAGGAAACCUUGGUAACUUGAUAUCACUGGAACUCCGAGAGAAUCUGUUGACAUAUUUACCAGAGUCUCUGUCGCAACUUGGUAAACUUGAAGAACUGGAUCUAGGGAACAAUGAACUUUAUAACUUGCCCGAGACAAUAGGCUGUCUUGUCAGCCUGAAAGACCUCUGGCUGGAUGGGAACCAGUUGGCCGAAAUUCCAGCGGAGAUGGGCAGCAUGCGGAACCUGCUGUGUCUGGACGUCUCGGAGAACAAGUUAGAGCGCCUCCCGGAGGAGCUGAGCUGCCUGCACUCCCUCACUGACCUGCUGGUGUCCCAGAACCUCAUCGAUGUGCUGCCAGAAGGCAUAGGCAAACUUGGAAAACUCUCCAUACUGAAAGCAGACCAGAACCGACUGAUGAAGCUCCCAGAGAGCAUUGGCAACUGUGAAAACCUCACCGAACUCGUGCUCACGGAGAACCAGCUACAGACUUUGCCCAGAAGUAUUGGAAAGCUGAGGAAGCUGUCAAACUUCAACUGUGAUCGGAAUCGCCUGACUUCGUUGCCCAAAGAGAUUGGCGGCUGCAGCAGCUUGAAUGUCCUGUGUGUGCGUGAAAAUCAAUUGAAACACAUUCCCUCCGAGCUGUCGCAGGCUACUGAGCUGCACGUAUUUGAUGUGUCUGGAAACAGGCUGGCCUACCUACCCCUGUCCCUGACCACGCUGCGCCUCAAAGCGCUGUGGCUGUCUGAGAACCAGUCCCAGCCGCUGCUCACCUUCCAGACGGACGUGGACCCCGAGUCCGGGGAGAAGGUGCUCACCUGCGUGCUUCUUCCGCAGCAGCCUUGCGAGCCCGACAACAAAGGCCUGGAUAACCUGGCCCGGUGUGGUGGCCUAGAGAGCCUGGUGACCGACGUGGCCGACACCACUUGGGACGAUCGAACUCAGAACAGGAUCAGUGCCAUCCGCUUCCUGGAUGACGAUGAGGACGAGGACGAUGAAAAGGGAACCUUGCUGCGUCGAGCAACGCCUCACCCUGGCGAGCUGCGGAGCAUGAAGAAAGCCGCCGAGAACCUCCGCAACGACAUGAACGCUGCCAAAGGCCUGGACUCCAACAAAAACGAGGUCAAUAACGCUGCUGACCGCGUGACCACGUCUGUGUGACCUCCUCCUCCUCCUCGCUCGCCUCUUGCUCUUGUGCUCUCCUUACCUCAGAGAUGUCUUUUACCUCUUGUGUCUCUUGCCACUACUCCCCCGCAACACGCCACAACUUGCCCCGCCCCCCAAUCCUCCCCAAUCCCUGCUCGUCCUGCUGGACUCAUCAUGCCUCCUCCAGCCCCCCCUGCGGAUCAGAACGGAGACUUCCAUGGCUGUCUCAGCCCCCUCAUCACUUCGUCCCAUUUGGAUUUGGCCACCAUGCCUCCACGGUCUAUGUGCCUUCUCAAAAUGUCCACAGCAAUAAUCUGCACAGGUGUGCUUCUUUUUUAAUGUGUGUGUGUGCGUGUUUGUAUAUUUUAAAAAUCUAGUGCUCUUAAUUUUUUGUAGAGAUGGUAAAUAGGUGCACUAUUUAAAGUCUUACCAUGCGAUAAAUGUCAAAAAUCUUUGAUCUUUGAAAAAAAUUUAAGACACUGGGUGGACACUUGAUUUUUUUGGGGGGGGAUGUAUAAAACCCAGGCUUUUUUGGACCUACUGAUUUAAAAAUUAUUGUAUAGUUAUUUGUGAAUAUUACUUUUAUACUUUUGGCAGCUGUGAUGGUGUAAAUUUUAAAAAGUGUAUAGCAGGUUUUUUGAUCAAAGGCAGAAUUUAACUGUGUACACAAAAGUGGGCACAAAAUAAUUAUUUUGAAAAGAAGAAAAAGUAAAAAACAAAAUCCAAAAAAAAAAAAAAAGAUCUUUAUUUUUUAACAUCUUCUUUGAAAGUCUUGAUGGCCUCAACACUUCUCUUCUGGUUCAUUAGUCUUUGUUUCUCUGCUUAGAUGUAAAUACAGCGCGUGUUCUUAAGGGCUAACAGAACACACUGUGAAAUUUCCAUUACCACUCACAGCCACUAAAAUUGAGGCAAGUGUGAAGGCCGUCUGACUCACUCUCUCAUCACGCCUCUCUAUUUUCCUUUAGUUUUUAUAAUCAUGAUUGACAGCGGCCACUACAUUUUUGCAUAUGUACUUUAUCUCAUGUAGAACCGGUACACUAAAGAUGGUUUUGUAAUAAAAUUAUGUACAUUUUAUACUUUGUAUAGUUAUGAUCUCAGAAAAUGCUGUUGUUAUUAAUAUAAAAUGCACUUUUGCAAGGGUUUCUUACACUUUAUCAAAACGGCUUAUUCUUAUGGUACACUACAGACUUAAAUUUUACUUUGUAUUUUUAACAGUAUACAGGAGUGAUUUAUGGACAUUUUUUUCUUUUUUUAAUGAUUGAAUUUUUUUUCAAUGAUCAAGCUGCACAAAGCCAAUCUCAAAUAAGCACAACCUUUGUGCUUAAAAACUUGGACUUUUAACCACUGAUACAAUAAAAUGGAUUUGUAAAACCACAAA